AUGGGGUUCAAGAGAAGAAUGUCACUGAUCUUACAAGGAAUGUUGGGAACGACACGUGCUCAGUCUGAGGAGGAGCUUCCGACGCCGCCGAGUUUGGACAUUUCAGAGGUGACCCACCACUCGUGCCAAAUCAAAUGGAAGAAGCUCGAAAAUACGAACAUCAAGCUCCGAAAAAAGGAUGAUACGAUCGAACUUGUCUACUCUGGCUUCAACAACGAAACAUUAGCUGCGGAGCUAGAAAGCACAACGGGCUAUCAUUUUAGGAUCAAGAUCGAAUUCGACGGAAAAGAAGGUUCUAAAGAGUCAGAAUGGGUGAAAAUCUGCACGACAAAGCCACCUAUUGGAGUUGGCGACAUAAAUAAAGCAAUCAAACGCGACGACGCUGUUAAAGUGCGAACGAUUCUUACGAUCGAGAAAAACGUGGAUUUGGACGUCGUUGAUGAGCUCGGAUUCAGCCCUUUGAUGGCGGCCGCUGCGUACAACGCGCUGGAAUGUCUGGACUGUCUUCUAGAGUAUGAUCCUGAUUUGGACCUUCAAAAUCCUUCCGGAAAGACGGCGCUCAUGCUCGCGUGUCAAUCAGGACACGAAGAAGUUGCAAUUAGACUAAUGGACGAAGGAGCUGGUGUAGAAGGCGGCGAUGGGUCUACUCCUCUUCACUGGGCAGUCGAUUCUAACUCAGUAUCCAUCGUCAAACGACUCAUAGAAUAUGAUUGCGAUGUUAAUGCUCUUGACGCCAAUUCUCAGUGGACGCCGAUUUUCCGACUUGCCAGUGUUACUGGAUCUCCUGAUGUUGCACAAGCUUUAAUCGACGCCGGCGCCGAUGUUUCCAUCACUGACGAUGAAGGAAAAACCCCACUCAUGCAAGCCACAAUCAAUAAUAACGCUAAAUUAGUCCAGGUUUUACUUGAAAAUGGUGCCGAUCCAGAUGUUCAAAAUAAUCUGGGAAGAAGUGCGCGAGAUAUGGCGAUUGCUUUUGAUAAAAAUCUUGUUGUUGCUCAGUUCAAUAAAUUAUCUGUCAAAUAA
Messenger RNA from Oikopleura dioica, 1023 nucleotides. The record is from the annotation of a GenBank genome assembly. NCBI's taxonomy places the organism in Eukaryota, Metazoa, Chordata, Appendicularia, Copelata, Oikopleuridae.